AUGUCUUCUAUUGAAAUUACAACCCAGUCUGAUGACGGCACCCAUCUGAAGGCCAGAAUCUUCUACGAAAACGGGAAGAUUAUACGCGAAGCCACUCGAAAGUUCGGGGAAGUACAUGUUUACUUCACCAACAUGUUGUUCACAAGUAUGCUAGACUCAUAUACAUAUGCUCUCUAUACCAAUGUGCUUGGUUGGCAAAUGGUACAAAUUGAGGUCUUCCUCCCUGCCAUGCGCCAGGAGAUCAAGGACCUAUCAAAUCAUCUUUACACUCACGUUCACUUUGUGUAUGGACGUAAGCCGCAGAAAUAA
Messenger RNA from Monascus purpureus, 309 nucleotides. Lineage: Eukaryota; Fungi; Ascomycota; Eurotiomycetes; Eurotiales; Aspergillaceae. The record is from the annotation of a GenBank genome assembly.